GCGCGGGAAGAUGGGAGCGCGCAUUGCUGAGGCAGUAACGGACUAGCGUGUGGUUCAGAGAUUCUCGCUUGGUGUGGUUUACUGCAAAGUGCUUUUUCACUUCAAAACGGACAUUUAAAAGUUUCCUUUCAAAUUUCCAGGACACACGGGCCUCGUAACACCGAUUCAGAGGACGCAAGAGACGUGUGGAUACAUAACUAAAAGAGAUGUGGAUUCUUUCAUUCGGUGUGUUCUGAAUCUCAGCGCACACACCAAGUCAUGUCUGAGAAGGAGGUUCACAGCGAUUCAGGACCGGCACCUGGGCAGAUCUACGUGGAGGUCGAGUAUGAUUACGAGUACAAAGCCAAAGACAGGCUCAUCUCCAUCCACCAGGGCGAGUGCUACAUGCUGGUAAAGAAAACCAACUCGGACUGGUGGCAGGUGCGACGGGAGGACGGCACCAAAGCCUUUUACGUGCCAGCGCAGUACGUGCGCGAGGUACGACGGGCCGUCUUGCCUCCACCCAAACCUCGUGCCAAGCCCCCUAACGUCCUGCCCAUCGUCCUUCCCAACGAGAACGUUCAGCAGCGAGCGCCACCGGACAUGGUCAGCUUCGGACGGCCACCCCCUUCCUGCACGCCGUCUCCGUUACCGGAGCAACACACUCCACCUUUACUGCUGAGGGACACCAAUCAAAACGCAGGCAUGAAGGACGUGCUGGCGGAGCUUGCUCUGCUCAACAACAACAACCAUCACAACCAUCACCAUGGAAACACAACGGCGCUCUCACGUACCAGGCCCGAGUCGCCAUCCAAGGAGCCGCCAGGUUGCCGGAGAAAACCUUUAGGAGUGUUGUUGUUGGACGCAGAUGGAUCAUUGCCGGGAAACAGCUCCGAGACCUUGCGUAACGACUCGGAAUCGGGAGACGAGCUGAGCAGCAGCUCCACAGAGCACGUGCAGACGUUGUCACCCACUGGCCAUGGUCGUUCAGAAUCUCCAGUCUACACCAACCUACGAGAGCUGAAGAUCUCCCAGUCCUCUCUACCUCCUGUCCCCUCAUCCUCUCCCCUGCAUGUAGCAGGAGACUGGGAGACGCAUAAGGACCUGAGCGGAAGACAUUUCUAUUACAACCGCAGCACUCAGGAGAGGACGUGGAAGCCACCGCGCUCACGAGACAACACCGGGGGCAGCCGAGGAGACGCGUCUAACACCACUGACAUGGAGCCUCUGUCCUCUGAAGAGAACUGCCCGAGCACACACUCGAGUCAGUCAGACAGUCAGUAUGGAUCGCCCCCCAGAGGCUGGUCUGAGGAACUGGAUGAACACGGCCAUACACUUUAUGUGUGUGAAUACAACAAUGAGAAGUGGAUAAAGCAUGUGGAUGAACAAGGCAGGCCGUACUACUACAGCGUAGAUGGAUCCCGCUCUGAGUGGGAGCUUCCUAAGUACAGUCUUCCUUCUCCAAACUCCAUUGACAUUCCUAAAAGUCGCAGUUUGGAAAGAAAGCUGCCCGAACCUAUUGUUCUGACGAAGUGGAGAUACAGUACAUGUGUUCUAGACCUCAGCGAGAAGCCCUCAGAAAAGUGUGGAGUUCUUAAUGUGACCAAGAUCACUGAGAAUGGAAAGAAAGUCAGAAAGAACUGGACAUCAUCUUGGACGGUUUUACAGGGUUCAACGCUGCUCUUCGCUAAGGGGCAAACCAGUGGAACCAGCUGGUCGUUCUACCGCAAUGGCUCCUUCCCUGAGCUCCUCCUCUCGUUGCUAAGCAACUGGAAGCGUUCAGUUAAGCCCCGCCCUGCGGUCUCCUAUAAGCAUAUCGGGCCUUCCUCUUUUGGAGGAAACCAGUCAAAACCAGAGUUCACUGUUGACCUACGAGGCAGUUCAGUAGAGUGGGCUUCCAGGGAAAAGUCCAGCAAGAAACAUGUCAUUGAGAUAAAGACCCGACAGGGCACAGAGCUGCUGAUUCAGUCAGAGAUCGACAGCGUCAUCUAUGACUGGUACAGAGCUCUUACUGAGGUCAUCACUACACACGCAUGGGAGUCAGACGAGGCAAUUGAAGAGGACAUGCCAGAGUCUCCUGGUACUGAGAAACAAGACAAAGAAAAAGAGCAUCGAGAUUUCAAGAAAAGUAAAGGUAUGAAGAGUUCUGCCAGUAUGGAAUCAACAGAACAGAAAAAGACCAGGGUCAAACUUAAGAAAUUCCUUACACGAAGACCCACCUUACAGGCUGUCAGAGACAAAGGCUACAUCAAAGAUCAGGUGUUUGCCUGCAGUUUAACAAGUCUCUGUUCCGGGGAGAAUACCUUGGUACCAAAUUUUGUCAGAAUGUGUAUUGAACAUGUGGAGAACACAGGUCUAAAUGUUGACGGAUUGUACAGAGUCAGUGGCAAUUUGGCUGUCAUUCAGAAACUACGUUUUGCUAUUAAUCAUGAUGAGAAGGUAGAUCUAGCAGAUAGCAAAUGGGAAGAUAUCCACGUGAUCACUGGUGCUCUGAAGAUGUUUUUCCGGGAGCUUCCUGAGCCUCUCUUCACCUACAACUCCUUCAAUGACUUUGUUAAUGCCAUCAAAAACUCAGACUACAAGCAGCGAGUCCAGGCCAUAAAAGAUUUAAUUAAGCAGCUACCAAAGCCGCAUCAGGAAACAAUGCAAGUCCUGUUCAGACACCUGAAAAGAGUAAUAGAUCACGGUGAGGCGAACAGGAUGACUACCCAGAGCGUGGCCAUUGUGUUCGGCCCGACACUCCUACGACCCGAGACCGAGACAGGCAACAUGGCUGUCCACAUGGUCUACCAGAACCAGAUAGUAGAACUGAUUCUUUUGGAAUUUGAGAACAUCUUUGGCAGGUAGAGCCUUUGUAGAGUGUACAUCUCUCAUCUUCAUGUUCACAAUAGGGUCCAAAGAAGAUCAUGCCAAAAUAUGACCACUGCACAAUCCAUCACUUAAAAGCAGAGGCAUGCUUCAUUGCAGCGCAUCGUGCUUAUAGAGAACAUAUGUACACAGCAGAAUGUGCUAGGAUGAGUGGGUGAAAAAAAACGAGUAUAAAAAGGUACCUAUUGCACUUCAUGCUAAUGGACUAUUGAAGCUGUGCUGAUUUUGUUUCUUGGUUUACUUUUCCUCAAAAGGAGCUGCUACUGCUUUAAAUUGUGAAUAAGCUGAAUUGAUAUUUCAAAUGUUCUGAAACAGUAGAUCAUCCUCCUUUUUACUCUCACUGGAAUCUGCACUCGUGUCUUUACCAGUAUGGAUUAGCUGGAGGAAUCGUUUGCGAAUCGUGGGAUGUGAAGUUUUUGAAGUGUAUGUAUAUAGUAAAAUCUGAAGUACAACCGAGACAUAACUGGAGUUACAUUUUAGCCCAGGUUUUGGGCUAUUCUGCACUUGGAACAUUUUUUCUCUUGAAUAAUAUGCAAGCCAUUUCUACACAUGAGUAAUGGCUUAAUGUCAGUAUUAGAUCUGGACACAUUCAAAACCGAGAAGGAUACAGAUUAACAUAGUGUACUGGACUUGUUUUUCAACUGCUCCUCCUUUAGAGCCUAUACUAUCUGCCCUUCUGACUGCAUCCACUGUUCCAUACUUGGACAGUAUGAAAUCUGCCUGCUUUCUUUCUGGAACUGGUUCCUGGAUAACUGACCUCAUCUUAUCCAUCCUAUUGUGACAGCAUUUUAACAGGUUGUGUUUCAGAAUGGCUGUCUGAUCUAUGAGCAACCUUCUGAUCAAAUAACUGGACUGAAGCCGUAUGCUGGCAUAUUUUGUUUGCAUUAAAAAGGGAAUUGGAGAAUUUUUUUAGGGGUGACAAGUUACUUACUCCCCUGUUUUAACAGCAGAAAAAUAUUCUUAGGCUGCCCUAGAUUGUUGAAAUAUUUGCUUUCUUCAGUCCUUUCUUUUCUUUUUAAUUGCUCACUUUCAUUAUACUUUUCUUUUCCACUCUGGUAUUACUGGAAUUUGAAAGAGGAGAUAUUUGCUUCUAGUCCUGCCGCUACUAUUUCAGAUCAAUACAGCUAUUCCUAAUCUACCUUUCACUCUGUCUUUGCAUAUAAAGUACAGGACGGCACAGGAAAACUGUUCAUGAUGAGUUUGUUCUGAAUAUGCUCAGUUACUCUACACAUUAAAAAAAGGUAUUUUUAAUACAAGAUUUCAAAGAUGUAUCAAUUUAAAAACACCUCAAAAGAUAUUUUGAACUGCAAAUGGUUUGAUAUUAUAUUCAUUAAGAUUAAUAAAUAUUACAUAUUAAUAGCUUCAGAAGAAGUGGGGCAUUGCAAUUCAUUGUAAACAGCACAUUUUGAAUGUAAAUCUGAGACUAACUACUGUUUCUGACAUGUCUAAUCGAAUAAAAAGAAAGUCAUGUGCAAAA
Molecule: messenger RNA, 4324 nt
Organism: Trichomycterus rosablanca
Lineage: Eukaryota; Metazoa; Chordata; Actinopteri; Siluriformes; Trichomycteridae
Gene: arhgap12b
Product: Rho GTPase activating protein 12b
Exons: 18
Coding region: 259-2826 (855 amino acids)
Biological process (GO): regulation of GTPase activity; signal transduction
Cellular component (GO): cytoplasm
Molecular function (GO): protein binding
Source: RefSeq, a predicted model, not a curated record